AUGUUUAUAUCUUUGUUAUUUACGCAUAUUUUUCUAAGUGUCCACGGCAAGGAGGUCGACAAACCCUACGUCGUAUUCCCUGUACCGUUGGACUUGCCUCAUCGAAACGAGAGGGCAGAACAAUGCUGGGUAAGAAUAGAAGACAAUGAAAUACUAGAGACGGUAGCUGUGUACUGCUACAUAGCGCAAGGUUUUCUAAAAAAUCACAUCUAUGAUUAUAACUCUAGGAAGAUGACAGAUGACGAUAUCGAUGUUAGUCUGUGGAGUGAAGAGCCGAGAAUUCCAGAGAUUAACCCGCCAAAAACGAUUAAUAGAACAUCGGGCGUUGUUGACUGGAAGAUUACCACCAUUUUGGAUCCUAUCACACAUUUGAGGUUGUAUGUAACCCAACAUGCCGACUGUAGAAUUAUAAUGUAUAGCAGAGAGGCGGAAACUAACUAUAAGGUAGACUGUGAUAAAAUUUUAUUCUUUAUUAAUGAGCGCAUGACGAAUGGCGCACAGUUACGCAAUAUAAUAACUAAAUUGCCUGUGAUCAUCUUAAUUGUUAUUUUCUUUAUACUAUAG
Pieris macdunnoughi is the source of this 564-nucleotide messenger RNA. The record is from the annotation of a GenBank genome assembly. NCBI's taxonomy places the organism in Eukaryota, Metazoa, Arthropoda, Insecta, Lepidoptera, Pieridae.